Messenger RNA from Drosophila nasuta, 1110 nucleotides. RefSeq names its product TweedleF (gene TwdlF). NCBI's taxonomy places the organism in Eukaryota, Metazoa, Arthropoda, Insecta, Diptera, Drosophilidae. The coding region runs from base 1 to 1110 and encodes 369 amino acids. Gene Ontology annotation, biological process: chitin-based cuticle development. The record is from RefSeq and is a predicted model, not a curated record. Gene Ontology annotation, cellular component: chitin-based extracellular matrix. The transcript is spliced from 2 exons. Gene Ontology annotation, molecular function: structural constituent of chitin-based larval cuticle.
AUGAAACAAUUCGCCGUUCUAGUGUGCCUCUCGUGCGCUGUGCUCGCCGCAGCUGCCCCACAGGGCUACAACUACAACAAGCAGCAACAAGCGGCGCCCGUCAUCCAGACUGGCAAUCUGCGUCCCCAGACUCCCGUCUCGACAAGUGGAAUAUACAAUGUGCCUGCCCAGCAGCAGCCUCAGCAGCAGGUCAUCCAGACGGUCUCGCCACCCGUGCAGACUGUUGUGAACACCGUUGAGCCUCAAGUGCAACUCCAGGUGCAACAUCAGGUUCAGUCGCAGCCUCAGCAGCCACAGCAGCAGAUCAUCUACCAGGCACCACAGCAACCACAGGUGAUUCAGCAGCCUCAGCAGCAGUUCGUCCAGACCAUUCAGCAGCCUCAGCAACAGUUCGUUCAGACCAUUCAGCAGCCACAGCAGCAGUUUGUGCAGUCGCAGUAUGUGCAGCGUCCUGCCAUCGUGACCAAGGAUAUUUACAUUCACUCUGCUCCCGAUGACACCGAGGAGAUCACCCGCGAUGCUCCUCAGCUCGACAAUCUGCCCAUUCGCAAGAACUAUCGCAUUGUGUUCAUCAAGGCGCCCACACAGAACCUGAAGCACACUGCUGCUGCUCUGAAGCGUGCCCAGGCCAGCAACGAGGAGAAAACCGUCAUCUAUGUGCUGUCCAAGAAGCCCGACAUCACCGAAAUCCAACAGCAUCUGCAGCUCAGCCAAACCGAAUCGAAGGUGCACAAGCCCGAGGUCUACUUCAUCAAGUACAAGACCACCGAGGAGGCUCAGCGCGCCCAGCAGGAGAUCCAGGCCCAAUACGAUGCUCUCGGCGGUGCCACACACAUUUCUGAUGAGGGUGUUGCUCCCAUCACCAGCUUCUCGGGUGGCUCCCUCAACAUUGGCAGCAUUGUGCCCCAGCAUGUCCAGACCCAGACCAUUGCCCAGCAGCCUCAGACUCAGACCAUUGUUCAGACCACGCCCAUUGUGAGCCAGAAUGUGCAGCAACAAGGAUCGUUUGUGCAGCAAUCUGGUCUGCAGAGCUCAACUGUGACUUCGGGUGUCAACUUCGGUGUCAACCAGCCUCUUAAGAGGUACGUGCCAGCCAAGACCUUCAAAUAA